Cantharellus anzutake is the source of this 1119-nucleotide messenger RNA. RefSeq lists its product as uncharacterized. Bases 1 to 1119 code for a protein of 372 amino acids. The record is from RefSeq and is a predicted model, not a curated record. Lineage: Eukaryota; Fungi; Basidiomycota; Agaricomycetes; Cantharellales; Hydnaceae. The transcript is spliced from 4 exons.
AUGUUUGGAUCCAGAGUUGCGGACAGCGUCCUUGGACCUGCUCACUUCAGUGGCGAGAGGCAAUGGAUGUGGCCACCUCCGGCCUCGAAAGAACUUAGUCCACCAACAAACAAGGCAUCAUUCGGUCGUCUCAUCUGGCGCCGAUCGUCACUGGAACGCAUCAUCUCCAACAGAGAGUUGCGGACAGCGUCUUUGGACCUGCUCACUUCAGUGGCGAGAGGCAAUGGAUGUGGCCACCUUCUCCGGCCUCAAAAGAACUUAGUCCAUCAACAAACAAGGCAUCAUUCGGUCGUCUCAUCUGGCACCGAUCGUCACUGGAACGCAUCAUCUCCAACAGAGAGUUGCGGACAGCGUCUUUGGACCUGCUCACUUCAGUGGCGAGAGGCAAUGGAUGUGGCCACCUCCGGCCUCGAAAGAAGUCCAUCAACAAACAAGGCAUCAUUCGGUCGUCUCAUCUGGCACCGAUCGUCACUGGAACGCAUCAUCUCCAACAGAGAGUUGCGGACAGCGUCUUUGGACCUGCUCACUUCAGUGGCGAGAGGCAAUGGAUGUGGCCACCUUCUCCGGCCUCGAAAGAACUUAAGAGUUGCGGACAGCGUCCUUGGACCUGCUCACUUCAGUGGCGAGAGGCAAUGGAUGUGGCCACCUCCGGCCUCGAAAGAACUUAGUCCACCAACAAACAAGGCAUCAUUCGGUCGUCUCAUCUGGCGCCGAUCGUCACUGGAACGCAUCAUCUCCAACAGAGAGUUGCGGACAGCGUCUUUGGACCUGCUCACUUCAGUGGUGAGAGUGGCGAGAGGCAAUGGAUGUGGCCACCUCCGGCCUCGAAAGAAGUCCAUCAACAAACAAGGCAUCAUUCGGUCGUCUCAUCUGGCACCGAUCGUCACUGGAACGCAUCAUCUCCAACAGAGAGUUGCGGACAGCGUCUUUGGACCUGCUCACUUCAGUGGUGAGGGGCAAUGGAUGUGGCCACCUUCUCUGGCCUCGAAAGAACUUAGUCCAUCAACAAACAAGGCACCAUUCGGUCGUCAUCUGGCGCCGAUCGUCACUGGAACGCAUCAUCUCCAACAGAGAGUUGCAAUGGAUGUGGUCACCUUCUCCGGUCUCAAAAGAACUUAG